Molecule: messenger RNA, 5957 nt
Organism: Spodoptera exigua (beet armyworm)
Lineage: Eukaryota; Metazoa; Arthropoda; Insecta; Lepidoptera; Noctuidae
Source: the annotation of a GenBank genome assembly
CGAUGGCACAGACUCGGUGGACAAUCACAAGCGACAUAUAAAAGCUAUGUUCGACUUCUGCGCUAAACUAGGAGUCAAGUACUGGACGGCCUUCGAUUCUGACCUGGUGCCCUUCACAGAGAACUGGGAGGAGAACAAGACGCACUGGGAUGACGUCACCGAGUACAUUCAGGAACUGACGCAGAGAUACCAUAUCAAGCUGCUGUGGAUAGCUCCUGAUUUGCAUUCACAUCCCAGAUACUUAUCAGGUGCCUUUACAAGCAACGACGCAUCCACAUUCAUUCAAGCCGCCACUCAAAUAAAACGGUGUUUAGAAGUAUCACAACGUUUGAACGCAGAAUGCUUUUUAAUAUGGCCGUAUAGAGAGGGUUACCACACUCCAUUCCAAACAGAGGUCGCUAGAGAAAUAAAACUAUUCGCUAAACUACUAAAACUUACCGCCGAAUACAAAGACAGAUUGAAUUAUAGAUGUCAACUAUUAAUAAUGCCGUAUUAUAAUUCCUACCAAAGCAGGAACUUUUAUGGAGGUUGGCAACACCACCAAUGGCGGGAAAGGGACUUAGUUCAUACGUAUAUGUGGGAUGUCACUAGUUGUCUUUACUUAUUAAAGAAUUAUAACUUGGAUCGGUAUUACAAGGUGUCUGUUCCGCCUGGACAUCACAUGUAUAUGGCUAACGUAUACAAUAUGCUGGGCGGCGUGACAGUAACAAAUGAUUGGGAUCAUUACGAUAGCAGAAGACUUACUCUGAUGAUGAAAUGUAUCGUAGACCAGGGUUCAACGCCACCUGGCGGUAUAAACUUGAAACUAGUGCCUCGGCGAGACAGUGACUUGCGUGAGUUGACUACAAUGUACGUCAAGUAUAUCGACGCUUUAGCCAAAGCAUUGAGAAUGGCGUGCACUGUGAUCGCUGAACAAAUACUUUCUAAACAUCUGCAGCAACGUUAUUCCACGUACUACAGCGGUAUCGGGUCUCGUAUUAUUAGCAGCGACAUCUCUAUGGAGGAAUGCGAAGAAUAUUAUAAAAAGAACCAACCACAUGGAGACGUGCCAUCAUCAAAGUACGAACAUUUGGACGUGGUGUUCCAGAGGCACCUGGAUGCCUGCGACCAUAUAUGAUAGCUGAUAUAAGUAAUAAGUAAAAAAAAACUAUAUAAGAAAAGGUUUAUAAAAUCAUUUCAUACUUGCGCUAAGCAACUGCUUUGGAAUUUCUUUAAAAUUCUCUAUACUCCUUUCUACUUCUGUCUUAUUUCUUCAACAUAGACUUUGUUUUUUAUUUAACUGCUAAUGGACACUAAUACUGACUGUCUAUGUAACAUAAACGAAAGUCUAUGUAACAUUUCUACUUUCAUUCUUUCGUUCCUUCUUCCUAUUCUUUCCCAUCUAUUCACAUAAUUAAAACACCUUACCUUUAAAUUAGGAAAACUGUAUUUUUAACACUCAACAAAAAGUUAAAAAAAUCAUAAUUGAGUUCUUUACAAGUCAAGACAGAUGUUUCGUCUGACAGGCAAAUUCUCUUAUUGAUAAAUUGCUGUUAACUGGGUACCUAUAAGAGUAGUAUCAACUCAUUUCAUAAUAAAGAAAACAAUAAAUAAAUAUUUCAAUGUGUUUUAUUUCAUUUUGCAUCUUAUUUUCAGAUUAUUUCUUGUUUUUUUUGUAUUUUUCUUCAUAAUAUUCACAGCGACUUACAUUCUAUACAAAUAGCUAGAUACAAAUUAUGUAAAUAAUGUACACGCCAUUGUGCAACCAUGUAUAGUUAUUAUGUGUAUAUAUUGUUUAUUGAAUGUUUGAACCCACGACAACUUGUAGGAAAUAAAGCCUGGUCUUAAGUUAAAUGCAUAUUUAUGUAACACGUUUAAACUGCUUUUUCAAAUAUUACAUAACAAAAUAAUGUGGUAUAUUAGAUAAUAUAAUACAUAUAUUAUGAAGUUGUAAGGGGUUCAAAGAGUCACAAAGCUUGGAAGCAAGUCGUCAUAUAUUUCAAUUGUAUCAAGUCAUUAAAUUCGAGUGAAAUAUUUAACAUCUACUGCUCUGUUCACCUCUAAAUAAUAACUUAGUAAUUCAUAUUUUUUUAUAAAUAAUAAUCGAGUUCAGCGCCCGAUUUCUCAAGGCAGAACAACCUACAUCAUAAAGAGACAAAAAUAUACCUAAAAAUGGCGACGCCAAAAAUAUAAAAAAGAAUUAAGCACAUUCAUUAAGUCGACUUACUUACUAUAAACUUAUAUCUAAGCACAGUACACGAAUACUGUUACAAAAUAAAUAUUAAAAGCUACACUAAAUAAUAUCAUGAUUGAUUUUAUUUCACAUUUCACAAAGCGAGGUCUCCUAAUUUAAAACAAAAUGCCAAUUCCUCUAAUAUAUACAUACAAAAAGGAUUCAUAAAACAUUUCAUUGGAAAAUAGCUAAUAUAUCCUAAUACUGAAGGAACAAAAUGGCAGAACACAAAGAUAUACUUAGGAAUGAAACUGUACUGGCUAGUGAUAUAACUACAAACGAUUAUCGACUGUAAUUACAUUUUGAUAUCGCGCAGUUCUUAUAUUUGGAAGUAUCAGUAAAUAUAAGGUUCAAAAUCGUUUCAUCACUCGCCUGAAUUCAAAGUCUCUUAUGUUACGUAUAGAACGUUACAUAAUGUUCUUGAAAGAUUUCUAUAGCAAAAAUACAUACUAGAAAAAUAUUUAGCUCUUUUUCAUUAGGGAACAAAAUGAUGAGUGAAAACGCUUGCACAUUGAGCUACCCUCAUCUGUCAAAUAUUUAUAUUAGAUCUUCAACUCAUCAGUUUGUUGUUAAGUCGAAAAUCCAUUGCUAGAGGCAUAGCAGAAUAGGGUAGGUUUGUCUGCGGGCGUCUAUAUUAGAACUAUAGUCAAUUUAAUAAACAAUGUUAUUAAAAAAAAUUACGAAUGCAAAAUAAGUUGUGAAAGCUACAAUUAAUAAAAUGCGGGAUGACUAAAUUAUUUUCAUUAAUUACUAAACUGAAUAUAGUAACAAAAUAUUAUUUUUUAGUACCUAUGCAAAACGGAAUUUAAAACUUUACUUUAAAUAGAAAGCAUUUUAUGACAAUCUAUAUAAUUAAUGAUGAAUUUAAUUUUUAUAAAUAGAUCGACGAAUUGAUUACAAUAAUUUACAACGUCAAUUUAUAGCAAAUACAAUUUAAAUAAAAAGCAACGACUUAUGUAACGCAUUCGUAAAUAUUACAAGGGUUUGUUAAAAAGAGGAAACCCAACAAAAAACUUAUAAGAAUAUCGAUUGUUUAUUUCAAACAUUAUUAUUAUUGAUCAGAACCAGGACAUUAAGAAAAAACACAGACUAAAUCACAACGUAAAGUAAUCCAUUAAGUACAAGUUAUCUGUAUGAAUUUUCUUCAUAAGUUUUUAGCUAUAUUAAUCAUUAUAUUAUAUGUGACGGUUUACUCACACAACUCUGACAAAAAAUCUCGACUUGUUACAAGCCACGCUUGGAGCUCUUAUUUAAACUCACAUCAAUCAUUUUUUAUGGCAUAUGAGGGAAACAAGCUUACUUAUCAUCUGAGGGUAAGUGAUCAGCGCCGCCCAUGGCCACCCGUUACACCAGAGAAGUCACAGGCGCGUUGUUAAAUUUCAGUUAUGUAUUCAAGCAUGUUCUCAGUAACCUCUUUCUAACAAACCCAGUUAGAGCGAAUAAUUCGUUUUAAUAUACCAGUCUAGUUAUCAGCCAAUUGGGCAAGUUACUAUGGAAGUAUGUUUCUAAGUAACGCCUUUUGGGUGCACACGACAAACGCACGAAUUAAAUUCAAUAUUCUAGUAUUUGAGAGCUAUACUUACGUAUAAAAUGUUAGUAGAUUUAAUUAUUUUAACUUAAAUACAAUGAAAUAUUAUGAACAUUACAUUUUACAUAGAUUUUUUUCAAUACGAACCAGUAUGUGGGAUAUUAUAGAUGAGCAUGCUAAUUAAUAAAUAAAGUAUUCAGUAUUAAAAUACUUUUAUCGUUUUAAAUAUAUCUAUCGUUAUUCUCUGUUCGCUAAAACUCGAGAAUAGCUGGUUACUUUUGGAUAAUUUUUGGGAAGGUUUGAAAGAUCCGAACUUGUAGUGAUAAUUGGGGCAGUACAGAGUUCGCCAGUUCGGUCAGCUAAUUAUAAAUAAUUCUUGGUUAAAAACAUUAUCGUGUGUCCCCAGAAAGCAUAAAAUCGACAGUAUACUUAUUUUGUUCCCUACAAUACGUUCUAGUUCGAUAGGAACUAUUCUUUGGCUAAAAUGUUACAAUAUAUUUGUGACUCGCUCGAGGAUGCUAAGCUGUGAAUAAAUAUUAACAUUUUUGUGGAUAUGGUUAAUGAAAUAACUUGUUAUUACUGAAAUGGGCAACUAGUUAAGAUGAAAUUAUUCAUCUUUUAAAUUAUUUUUCUAAUGACGAAUAUCGAUAUUCAUCAAAAUUCGAUUGUAUGUAGAUGUCAGUGACUUUGGAAACGAUGGCGUCGUUUUGUUCCACUAAAAGCGUGCGUUUUGGAAUUUUGGGCGGGAAAUUAAAGACUUGAUUAUUUGAAAAAUGUUUACGUAGACACUUCUUUAGCAAUAAAGGUUUCAAAUGAUUUUCUUUCUUAUUUUUAAAAAUAAAAUUCUAUUUAUUAAUGACUGGUUUAACGAAUUUCAAAUCCACAUGUAAAUAGAUCCUGGACACUGGAGAUCGAGGCGACUUGUACGUUAGUUGGCAUAGACUACGGACUAGAUAUUAAUACAACCUCUCGCCUUUAGUUCCUCCGUGUAUAUAAUAUAAGCGAAUACAUAAUGUAUUACGUUGUUAUGGCAAUUUGAGCCUUAUUGUGUCUUGCAACGAAGUGAAACAUUCAGAUAAUAUUCUGCUUCUUAAGUUGAAAUUAGCUUGUUCAGAACGGAGGCAUUCGGAAAGUUGAUAGGGAUAAAAGAAUUUAUGUUGUAAUAACAGCUAAUAAGGUUAAAUUUCCUUUGCCAUACAAUAAUGUAGUGUGUUGUGGUUUAGCGAACAUUUUUAUAAUGAUUUUUUUCGGUAAUGUUAUCUACUAAUGUGCGUUAUAUACUUUAAUAUGUAUUAACUUGCUUUAAUUGGCAGUGUUCUGUCUAUACCCCUAUCAAUUGGACGGGAAUACAAUACACUAGAGGUACUAAAAACUUUUCCACCACUUCCAUAGCAAGAUGCCGAACUUACUUACAUUGUGUAAACAUUACGAUUAAUAAAUAAAUACACGGGGCCAGUCCACAACUAUAUUCACUAAAAUUACACACCACGGCUUAAACAACAAAUGGAGUGAUAACACCAUCUAAAGACACAGAUAGAUUUCAUUCUAAACAAUGCGAAAUUGACACUCCAUUUGUUCGUUACUCGUGGCAUUAACAUCUAUGCUUUUCAGCAUAUUUUUUUAGUUCUUUUUUUAAAUUUUAUACAAAUGUUUUUGCCUUACAUUUGUACACUAAUUUCACUAGUAUACGCGCAGGUCCUUAAAUCUUAGGAUGUCAAUCGUCUUUAAGGAGAAUUCCUAUUUUCUUUAGUAUCGCUAAGUCCAUGCUUCUAUUUCGUGGCGAAAAUACGUCAGAAAUGUGUCACCAAUGUACAAAAUUUCAUUAUAAGUACAUUUAUAAAUAAAGUCAAAUAAAAAACUCCGUACUAAAUCAACCACAGCUACAAAAGACGGCUUAGUCGUACUUUUUAAAUCGUAAUCGAAACAAAAACACGCGGUAACGACUUAAAUUGCCAUUUGCAAAAAAGACAAGAAAAAAGAUUUUUAUCUUUAAAAUAAAUAAGAUUAAUUUAUCUUUUUCAAGUCCAGUAGACUAGGUAUACUAGUUACCUGUGUUCUGUGGUUUAUUGACGAUUAAAUCUUCCGUUUAUGGUGACCGCCUCACUCAUCGUCAGCAGGUUCCGUGCCGAAGUAACGGUCCCCGAAGUUCCCAAUACCGGGCAACACGUAGAACUUCUCAUUGAUCUCUGGGUCCAGCGCUGAUGUCACUAUUUUUAC